AUGGCAGAUCCUGGAAGAAUUCGGCUUCUUAACCAUCGUCGUAAAGAAAAACUAAAAAAACUUCUAAUUGCUGAGCUUGGAAUUGAAGUAAAUUAAAUGCAGCGAAUAGCACAAAUUGAGCAAGAAAUUUCCAACGCUGACUCUUUAUUUGACCAGGGCUAUGAUUUUAAUCAAGUUUUUGAAAUUUUUAAAUCCAAUGUUUCGAGAAACCAAACUCCGACCUACAAAGAAUUCCCUACAAGGCCAAAUGCUGGCUAUGAUGAAUGGGCUGGAGUUAUUAAGCAUCAAGACGAAGUCCAAAAACUCGCUGAUUUGCAGCAUCAAAUUGAAGAAACAGAAAAGAAAAAACGCUACAAAGAAGAACUAGACCAAAUCAUGCAUGCAAAGCAGCAGCUGAGGAGAAGCAUAGAAGUCAGAGAGUCCCAAGAAAUUAUAAGAUUGCAACAAAUUAGAGAAAAACAAGCAGAAUUUAAUAAAUCAAGAGAAAAUUAUAUUCUGCAGAACCGGGCUGUAGUGGCUAGACAAAUACAAGAUGAGACAAUAAGCCAGCGGCAGCAGGUUUUGGAGCAGCAAAAAUCAAUGAAGCAGAGGGAGCAAGAAGAAUACCAAAGACAAAUUGAUGAAGAAAGGAAAAAGCUAACUCCUCCCCUGAUAAGUGCAAUGGGUGUUAAUGUUUUUGCUAUUCAAUUUAUAUUAUUUUUUGUUCUUCUGAAUAUUAAAAAAUCCAAAAUUUAUGAAAUAAAAUUAAUUUAUAAGAAUAGAGGCUUCUAAAAUAUAUAAUAUCUCAUAUUAUUAUCGUCAAUUAUUACACCAAAAUAUAUUGGACAAAAAAUAAUUAUUUAAAAAAUUUUUGUUUGCAAAAGAAGUACUUUAAUUUUCCUAAAAAGGCAGGUUUUUUACAGUGGUUUUGCUAUCGACCAGGGAGAAUAAGCAAGUCAGUUGACGCAGAAAAACGAUACAUAAAAAGCCGGCAGCUUGAAAUCAAUAAUUUCAACUUAAAACAGCUGGAAAUAAAGAAGGAGGAAAAAGAACGAGAAAGAGAGCUCGAUAGACAAUACACAAAAAAUGCAUAUGAUUUUAAAGAUGCAUAUGAAGAAAAACGACAGAGAUUUUUAGACGAAUUUAACAAUUUCUAUAACAAAUUCGACGAGCUUCAGAAGUCGAAUAAUUUUAAUAACAUAACCUCGAUCGAAGCAAGGGCAAAAGAAGAUGAACUAAAAGCAUUGGAAAUUCAAAGGAAUAGGGAAGAGCAACUUAAGCAGAAAGAAUUUGAAAAAAUAAAAUUAAAUGAAGCGUUUUUAAGGUCUUCCAGAUUUAAUGCCUCUGCACGCAAUUGUUUGCCAGGAGUAGUUCAUUUGCCUGAGCCCUAUCAUCAGCAGUCUUCUCUUGAAACCUGGCUCACGCCGCAUCCUGAGUUUUAACAGACUAGGAAGAUUCCUUUGUGCUGAACAUUGCAGGUACUAUAGAAGCAAGCUUAGCCUGAUACCGCCUCCUGUCGGCCACCUGAGAAAGAACCCGUGGCCCAAAAACCAUCCAGAUAACUAAUUCUUGGCCACCAGCUGACUGCCCACCCCAUACGGCCGCUAUACAGUAAGCUUAAGGUUAGAAUCAAAGGUCUGAGCCUUUGCUUAGGCCAUAAAGUCAUUUUAGCGCUCAAAAUGGUGGCCAGCAAGAACAUAUUUUGUCGCCACUAUCAUAUUAAUUAUAUUUGAAAAAAGGAUGUCACAAAUUAAUUCUGAGAAGUUCACUAGAGAGAUCCUCAAUAAGCAAAUCCAAGAAAGACAAAAUGCUCUCAAAAAACAGGCUGAGGAAGAUAGAAAAUAUGCUCAGGAUAUCCUAGAAAAACAAAAAUCUCUAGCUCACUUGGAUAGUAAACUCUUUGAAAGAGGUUUUUUUAUUAUAGAUAAAAUUUUUUUUUCGGAUUUUUGAAAUCCUCAUUUAAUAUAUUCGAAUUAAUUUUUUUUUUAAUUUACUGGUAUAAUUAAAAAUGGCAGGCUUUAAAGGGUAAUGUUCCUUAUAAAGAAUAACAAAAAUAAGUACGGACGCUUAUAUUCUUUACUAGUAAUAGUUCUAAUUAAAGGGGUUAAUUUCCGAAAAAUAGAGAUUUUUAUUAAUUUUUCUGAAUACCAAGGAAAAUAAGUGAAAAUGUCAUCCAAGAAAGAAUUCAGAUGAGAGAAAAGCAAAAAGAGUACCUCAAAUCUUUAAAAGCUCAGAUAAAGAAUAAAGAAAUAGAAAAAAGAAACAGAUAUGCUAUGAAUGAAGAAGAAAGAAAAAUAAACCGAGAAGAUAUUGAAGCUUUUCAAAAAGGCGCACUUCAGCUGCAUUCAAAAGUGCCAGGCUACAUAUCAAGUCCUUAUAGUAUGAUUCCAGCACAAUCAAGUCCUUACCAUUCAAGAGGAAACCUAGAAUUAAAGCUCUACAACCCAUCCUUAAACCAGUCUUUUUCUUCCUCAAGAAGUAUGACUCCAAUUCGGUCCACAUCUCUUGCGCGCUACGGUAAUAAUGUUCUUAAAUUUUAA
Molecule: messenger RNA, 2519 nt
Organism: Blepharisma stoltei
Lineage: Eukaryota; Ciliophora; Heterotrichea; Heterotrichida; Blepharismidae
Source: the annotation of a GenBank genome assembly